CGCAUUCUACAUUUCAUUACAACCAUCUAUUCUUUUAUCGCACCACAGCCGAUUACGUUCAAUAUGUCCCUCACAGGCAAAGUCGCAAUUAUCACCGGUGGCUCCAAAGGUAUCGGCAAGGCCGCCGCCCUGCGUCUUGCACAAGAAGGCGCCUGUAUCGCAGUGGGCUAUCUCUCCGAUGCUUCAGGGGCUCAGGAGGUGGUUGAGAAAGUCGGCAGUGACCGUGCCAUUGCCAUUCAACUCGACGCAGGCAAAGUGGCCGAGAUCUCGCGAUUCGUGGACCAGACGGUCAAGAAGUUUGGCAAGAUCGAUCUCGUGAUUGCUGCAGCGGGAAAAAUGGCCAUGAGCCCCCUGGAGGCUUUGACAGAGGAUUUGUAUGAUACAUUGUUUGAGUUGAAUGUUAAGGGGCCGCUAUUUUUGGUCCAGAAAGCUGUCCCUCACCUGGCUCCUGGAUCCCACGUCGUCCUCUUUUCUACAACGCUAUGUGCUGCCUCCACGGUGGCGCCGCCCUAUCUCAGCUACGUAUCCAGUAAAGGGGCCAUCGAGCAAAUGACGCGUGUGCUUUCCAAGGAUCUAGGAAGGAAAGGCAUUGCGGUAAACUGUAUUGCACCCGGGCCCACCGCCACGGAGCUAUUCAAUCGAGUGCAGACGGAACAGACACUGGCCUUUGUGCGGAAUGCGAAUCCCAAUGGACGCGUUGGGGAGACUGAAGAUAUUGUUGGGAGUAUUGUGUUUCUUUGUAGCAGCGAUAGUCGUUGGGUGAUGGGACAGACCCUCAGAGUAAACGGAGGAAUGGCUUGA
Molecule: messenger RNA, 801 nt
Organism: Penicillium lagena
Lineage: Eukaryota; Fungi; Ascomycota; Eurotiomycetes; Eurotiales; Aspergillaceae
Exons: 2
Molecular function (GO): oxidoreductase activity
Source: RefSeq, a predicted model, not a curated record